UUAGCUCUCGAAAUUAAGCCUCAAAAUGCGCCUCAAACUGCUGCUGUUCUGCGCUCUCGUUUGCCUCAUCGCAGUCCUGGCCGAAGGCAGGGAUCGGAGGGCAAACAGAUCCCACAGAUCCCUAGGACUCAGGCAGCAGAGGGCGAGGGCUCAACGUAGUGUGCGGCAGGGCAGCAGGCAGUCUGCCAGAGCGAGAACCAGCAGCGGACGCAGACUGAAUGCCGUCAAGAAGAGCAGCCGGAAGAGCAGCCGGAAGAGCAGCAGCCAGCGAGUCCGGCAAACCAAUGCCAAUGGCAAUGCCAAAUCAAAGGCCAACACAGCAGCCGCUCAGUCCGUGAGCAAAGGAUCGGGCUCUAUCAGCGUGCCGAUCGACUUUCAACAGAACUUUGUACGCACCACAGACAAUCUGCGAUGGGAGAAGUCCUUCCUCGCCAGCCGCUAUGGCCAGAGCUUCGCCAAGACCACGGGCAAGACCACACUGACUAACACGGCCAACAUUGAGUACACCUGCAAGAUGAGAAUUGGCACACCGAAGCAGAUAUUCACAGUCCUGCCCGACACGGGCAGCUCCAACAUCUGGGUGCCGGGGCCCAAGUGCAAAAGUGAGGCAUGCAGGCGACACAAGCGAUACCGUCCGGGCAAGUCCAGUACCUAUGUGAAGGACGGCACCGCCUUCGCCAUCACCUACGGCGCCGGCGAGGUCGAGGGCAAGCUGGCCACGGACACCGUGGGCGUGGCGGGUCUGGCUGUGAGCAACCAGACGUUUGCGAUGACCACCAAGGAGCCGGGCAGCACCUUUGUGUCGUCCGAAUUCGAUGGCAUCCUGGGCCUGGGCUUCCCCAGCAUUUCCGUGGAUGACGUGACACCGCUGGUGCAGAACAUGUGCGCGCAGAGCGUCAUCUCGAAGUGCGUUUUCAGCAUCUGCAUGAAGGGCGGCGGCAGCUCGAAGCGGGGCGGCGUCCUCAUCUUCGGCAGCACGGACACCAGUGCUUACACCGGCUCCAAUAGCUACACCUACACGCCCGUCACCAAAAAGGGCUACUGGCAAUUCGACCUGAAGGGCUUUUAUUUAGGCGACACGAAGGUGAGCGGCAGCACCCAGGCCAUUGUGGACUCGGGCACCUCGCUGAUCGCAGCGCCCACGAGUGCCGUCAACAAGAUCAACAAGAUCCUCGGCUGCACCGUCACCUCCACCGGCGAGUGCUGGAUGAAGUGUGCCAAGAAGGUGCCGGAUGUGACAUUCGUUAUAGCCGGCAAGGAGUUCGUCAUGGCGGGCAACAAGCUGAAGCUCAAGGUGAGGACCAACAAGGGCAACACAAUCUGCAUCUCAGCGGUGAGCGACAUGGGCACAAGCUUCUGGAUUCUGGGCGAUGCCUUCAUCAGGCACUUCUGCACAGUGUUCGAUGUGACUGGCAGCCGCAUUGGAUUUGCUGCCUCAUCUUAAACUUAAUUUCCAUGCGCUGCAAAUUCUGUUGGGACUGAUCUCAAAUAAAAGCUGUCUGUAUUUAUUCCACAGGGAAGGAUGCAAUUUCUU
Molecule: messenger RNA, 1534 nt
Organism: Drosophila obscura
Lineage: Eukaryota; Metazoa; Arthropoda; Insecta; Diptera; Drosophilidae
Product: lysosomal aspartic protease
Exons: 1
Coding region: 26-1444 (472 amino acids)
Biological process (GO): cell death; proteolysis
Cellular component (GO): lysosome
Molecular function (GO): aspartic-type endopeptidase activity
Source: RefSeq, a predicted model, not a curated record